Molecule: messenger RNA, 2409 nt
Organism: Penicillium malachiteum
Lineage: Eukaryota; Fungi; Ascomycota; Eurotiomycetes; Eurotiales; Aspergillaceae
Exons: 2
Coding region: 1-2409 (802 amino acids)
Biological process (GO): transcription antitermination; transcription elongation by RNA polymerase II; regulation of mRNA 3'-end processing
Cellular component (GO): nucleus
Molecular function (GO): RNA polymerase II transcription regulatory region sequence-specific DNA binding
Source: RefSeq, a predicted model, not a curated record
AUGCCAGACGAACCGCGACGAUCGGGCCGAGCCACUAAAGGCCAACACAAGAACCUCGAACUCCCAGAUACCCCCGCGAAAAAAGGCAAGGGUAAAGGCCCGAAGGACAAAUCCAGCAAAGCCUCCGCCGAACCUACUCCAGGACCUAGCGAAGGAGGAGACGAAGAAGAGGAGGAAAUCAUUCGUUGCAUCUGUGGCGAGUACGAAGAAGAAGAAGAUGUGGAACGUGAUAUGAUCUGCUGUGAUCAAUGCUCAGCAUGGCAACAUAACGACUGCAUGGGCCUGAAGUUCGCAAAGGGCGAAGAGCCAGAUCAAUACUAUUGCGAACAAUGCCGACCGGAAAACCACAAAGACCUGCUGGGCAAAAUCGCCAAGGGGGAGAAGCCUUGGGAAGAGGUUGCAGAGCGGCGGCGACUGGAGCUUGAGGAGAAGAAGUCGAAGCGCAAGAAGGGCAAGAAGGGAGGCCGAAAAAACAGACCUAGUGAGGGCAAGCUUGAGCCUACAACUCCUGCUCGCACUGGAACAUCGACAACGCCCGGACCUGGGCCUUCCCCUGCUACCGGUGCAUCUGUCUCGGUUGAGCCUGAGAAGAAUGGUCACACCGCAGAUUCACGACGGUCAAGUACCAACAAGCGCAAGUUGGAAGAGAAUGCAGAGACUGAAAUGGAGCCUCAAACAAAGCACCCACGGGUUUCUCCACAAUCUACUACACCAGUGGCCCCGAAACCCAAAGUGGAAGCCAUUCCACUGAUUAGCCGGGAGGAGCCUGCAAUGCCCGCUCGCAAGAGCGCGGCCAAUGCGCUAGUCAAGUUCUUCAUAGAUCAGAUUUCUGCAGCCCAGAAGGAGGGUUCUUUCUCGUUGCCAUCUGGACAGUCAGCCGAGGCUACUGCACGACACCUCGGCCUCGGAGUCGAGAAUGCCAUGUAUGAAAAUAUUUGGGGAGGAACAGGCGAGCCUACUGAGCCGUAUAAAUCGCAAUUACGAGCGAUUCUAUUCAACGUAAAGAGAAAUGACUCUCUUCGGGACCGUUUGCUCGUAGGCAGUGUUUCCCCCGAGACACUCUCUAUGAUGAAGUCCGAGGAGAUGGCUAGCGAAGAAUUACAACGAAAGGACGCAGAAAUCAAGCGAGAGGCUGAACGGCAACAUAUCAUUGUUGAGGAAGAAGGACCACGGAUUCGUCGAACCCACAAGGGAGAGGAACUAAUUGAGAACGAUACGCAUACUGCUGCGACAGAGUCUGUAUUCUCUGCAGUCCCUCGCCGAGCGACUGAUGCCGGUGCCAGCCCUGUGAACCAAAGCCCUGUGACCCCGAAGGUACCGCAGGCGGGCCAGGGUGAAAGCCACGCUCGAGCUCUUUCGCCGGAUGGCGCUCAUGGUGAUCAUGUAUUCCCCGAGGUUGCUCCUAAUAUCCGUGAGCCCGUGCCUCAUAGGAAACUUCAGGGAGAUGCGGACAUUGAUAAGUUGCUCGAUGAUGACGAACCUGAUUCCCCACCUUACUCACCAAAGGAUUUGAGUGAUGACGGCUUAAUCUGGCGAGGUAAACUCACCAUGUUACCAGUCGCCGAAUUUAAUUCCACUGCACAACAUGUCGGUGGUGCGGAGCUCAGCGGCCGCAUUCCCUGGAGCCAGCUCGCACCCCCGAUGCUGAAAGUUGAUGGCCGGAUUGAGAUUCAGCGUGCCAACAAUUACCUUUGUGGCUUGCGCUGGAGCGCUUCAACGGAUGUAUCUGUGAUUGCAGUUAGCAGCCCUCGUUCCCCUAGAGAGAUUGAUGGUUUCAACAAGCUUUUUGAUUACUUCCAUGGUCGCCAGCGAUAUGGUGUGAUUGGCGCGCAUCCACUCCCUGCUGUCAAGGACACCUACGUUGUCCCUCUUGAGGUGGGCACUACAAAGAUGCCUGAAUUUAUCGAGCUUCUCGAAAACACAACCCUUGGCGAAGGGCCCAUUGAUGAACGCAUCAUUCUUAUUGUCUUUGUGGUCAAGACUCGUGACUCCAACCCUCCUUCCGUUCAGCCCUCUUCUCAUCGCCCCAGCCAGGAACCAGCUGUAUCUGCAAGUCCCUUGACAGCAGCUGCAGCAACGCCUCAAAAUACAUUCAUGGCGGGGCAAGCUGCCUUGAACGCUUCGACUUUGGGUGUUGCUGCUCCCAACCAAGCUGCUUAUGGCCAGCAACCCGUCCAGCACCCGCCCUCCCAACAGCCCCCUUUGACGGGCAUCUCUUUGGCUAUUCAAGUUCUGGGUCCCCAAGUCAACGCCCCUGCUAUUCAGCAACUAUUGAAGACUGCACCCGACGUGGACAUGGCACAACUGACUCUUGUUCGCGAUAUCCUGGCCCGUCAGCCGGCCGCCGCCAGCAACUACGAGACAUUGAUGCAGGCUCUCUUUGACACCCAGGCGAAUGGUCACGUUUAA